This is a messenger RNA of Engraulis encrasicolus (European anchovy), 3269 nucleotides long. RefSeq names its product homologous recombination factor with OB-fold (gene hrob). The coding region runs from base 183 to 2123 and encodes 646 amino acids. NCBI's taxonomy places the organism in Eukaryota, Metazoa, Chordata, Actinopteri, Clupeiformes, Engraulidae. The transcript is spliced from 10 exons. Gene Ontology annotation, biological process: recombinational repair. The record is from RefSeq and is a predicted model, not a curated record.
AGCUUUCGACGUGCGUGUAGCUAGGCAAGACUUGCCACAUCUUUCCAAAAACAGUUCUCAACAACCCUGAUUUACUCCAAUUUACUCCGCGUGCUGCUGAUUUCCUAUGUAUCUCUGUGUUGUCUGUCUGAAUGACUUGUUAAUGGCAGGAUCACACUCCUUCAGUUGUCAUUAGCACGGCGAUGGCUUGCAAGUUGAAUAGUCUUUUCAGCGUCGGAGAGGAAUUCGAUGACGAGGACUUGCUGCAAGCAGACUGGUCGGUGCCCUCUGUCGUCCCAUCCACAACUCUACAGUCAGGGGCAGGGACGACCAGCUCCAGUGACUCACAGCAGGCCAUCCCUGUCACAUUUGUAACCACCACAAAAGACACAUCCAACUCAGGCACACUAGGAACUAAUUCAAAUGUAACUGUCCAGACUCCACCUGUGCUGGGGCUCAGGGGGUUUACGGCCCCCAAGCUUCCCCCAGCCCCGCUUGCUGGUCCCCCCAGCAGUGUGUUCAACACAAGGACUAAUAAUAUCCUAACAACUGUGCCUGCUCACCAGAACUCACUCCCCACUGCCUCACAUAACCACAAACAGGAUGACUUUGAUGAUUGGGAUGUUGACCUGGCAGACUUGGAUGACAAUCCCAUGGUGGUGCCUCAGACUGUGCCCAUCCCUCAUCGAGGUCACCCAACUCCAAGCACUAGCCAAGGUCAGGGCCAAGCCAGGACUGUGUCUAAUUCUGGCUGGCCCGGUGACGAUCUAACAUCUCCGGCAAAGAUGAUGCGAACUGCAGCCUGUUUUGACGGCUCAACCCCUACCCCCAGUCCCAGUUCCAGUAUGAGAGGCUUUAGCUUUGCUGCCCAGACCCCUGAGCCUCCUUUCGGGAGGCCUACACCGUUUAGAGGCCCGCUGGCUCCCCCUGGUCCCUCACCUGCUCCAUCACCAGGAGGGCCAUUCAAAAGCCCAGGAGUUCUCCACGCCCCACCGUGUAGUCCAAUUGGUCCCAGGUCAGGGCCCAGGGGUGGCUUCUCAUCCUCCAUGCCCAGCCCCGUCACACCCAGGAUGGGGAGACCUCUGCCCCCCGGGCCAGCUGGUAGUGCCAUGCGGCAGCCUGGAGGAGGGCAUAUGUCAGGGGGGCUGUUCCAGUCAGUGUCUCCGCGCCCGCCACCCCCGACACCAAGCCCUCGCUCCCUCCACACGCCCGUCAUGACCAACCAUCUCGUCCAGCUGGUGUCCGCCUCCAAGAAGACGCCUCAGAGGACGCGAUCGGACCCGAACCGGCCCAAGACGCGGCGCUUCCCAGGGCCGGCUGGGAUGUUGCCCCAACAGCUGAGUGGUAAAAGCCUGGAUGACAUUGUUGUGGCAGUUCCCCAGACUCCUGCUCACGGGGCUGUAGCUCGCCGCAGGACAGAGGUCCCCAGCUCCCAGCCUGCUGAUGAGGAGGACUUCAGUGGGGGUGGCUGGGCGGCCAUGAAAGCCGAAAUGGGAUUGGACGAGAAGAACCCCUCCUGCUUCCUGCACUCUUACAGCGUUGUCAUGGUGCUCCGCAAGGCGGCCCUCAAACAGCUCAACAAGAACAAAGUACCCAACAUGGCUGUCGUCCUAAAGAGUAUUCUGCACACGCAUGCGGAUGCUAAGGCUGUGUUUAAGGACCCAACAGGUGAGAUGCAGGGGACUGUGCACCGGCGCCUGUUGGAGGAGCGUCAGGCGGAGCUGAAGAUUGGAGCCGUGCUGCUGCUUAAACAGGUGGGCGUGUUCUCUCCCUCCCAUCGUAACCACUACCUGAACGUCACGCCCAACAACCUGCUGCGCAUCUACCCCCCGGACGGCAGCCUCCUGCCCUGCACGCCGCUAUCCCAGCAGCCCCUGGGCUUGGUGGAUGUGUGGGACGAGGGCGAUGGUGAGGCCGCCUCCAGGACAGCAGAAGAGCCUGUGUCUGAGAUGGAGCUGCGCUUUGAUGAUGAUGAUGAUGAUGAUGAUGAAGAAGAAGAAUCGACUCACGCAAACAUUCGGCCCCAUCAGAGUGGCCAACCACAGACUGCCCUGCCAGCACCCGCCCACGCACCAGUGCCGAGCAAUCCGGCCGCAUGGGACACAGAUGACCUGGAUGAGUUGCUUGGGGAGUUGCCAGUCUAGUGCUGCUCUGUGUGACGCUGGCCACAAGAUCACUCAACCGCACUACAAAGUGGUCUCUUCACAUGCCUUGGAAACACACACACACACACACACACACUCACACACACACACACACACACACACACACACACACACACACACACACACACACACACACACACACACACACACACACACACACACACACACACACACACACACAGAUCAGCAAUGACCAACAUGGCAAUGUGUACACACAAAGACUUGUUCACAAAGGCACACACACACACACACACACACACACACACACACACACACACACACACACACACACACACACACACACACACACACACACACACACACGUAGGUUCAUCUGUUCAUGGUAAACAAUCUCCUCAGGUGUGUCCGUAUGCUGCAGUCAGGUGCGUUUGAUCUGUUUGGGAGCCAGAAGCCCAUGCUGUUGGGGUGGGGGCAGGGGGGGCAGAGAUGUCUACCGGUCGGCCGAGCCUCAAAGUGUUCCCCCCCCCGAAUAACACCUGUUACCAUGGUGACACUACAUGACACGAGGCCAAGGGAGUGUCCGGCCUGCCCACACCUCAUGCUGACUUGUGUCAUCUUCCUUGUUUGUCACUGUGGACCCCAUGCCAUUGUGUCAGCCUGCUCCGUGACAUUUCCCUGUCCACCAUCCAACCCCCCUCCUCCCCCUCCCCCACCCUCACGUUAUGCCCUGGCAUUGCCCUGGCACUGGCACAAGAACACAAACAAAGGAGCAUGUCCUUUCACCCACCAACCUCCAAGUCUGGGGUCUUGGCCAAACAUGGACGUCAUAUGUACACUGUGCAUGGAGACACGCUCACACACACUCACCCAGACACAUACUCACGCAGGCACACACACGCGCACACACACACACACACACACACACAGACACACACACACACACACACACAGUCUCCCAGAGUUCACUGAGGCCGCCAGCUUGCGUUGAAGUAGCUGCUCCUCCAUUAGUGUUUUGAAGCCUCCCUCUCUUUCUUUCUUUCUUUGGUAUCAACUCAUCUUUGUUUCAUUGUACUGUACAAAAUUUGUUAAAUGAGAGAAACUAUGAUGUAAAAAAUGUGUAUAUAAUGUAUACUGGCAGAAUAAAAAUGUAUGAUACCACAACAA